AUGGGACAACACUUUCCACUUCAUCCACUUCAGCAACCGCAAGUACAACACGAACAACAAGUACAUCAAGUACCACUUCUACACAUGGAUCCGGUACCGGCGACUGACCGGUCUCGUUCGUUAAAACCUUUUAGACUAAAUGGUUCUUUUCGUUCGAAUACAACUGGUAUCACUGUAGCUGAUGUUACAAAUUCGUCGGGUACUGCAUCCAACCAGUUAAACUAUCCCUACGAUGUAUUUGUUGCUUCACAAAAUGUCAUGUAUAUUGCUGAUUCAAGUAAUAAUCGAAUUCAACGUUGGUUACUUAAUGCUACAAACGGCACUGGUAUGACAGUGGCUGGUAGUAGCACGGGAUUAAGCGGUAUAACGUCGUCAUUAUUAACAAAUCCACGUUUUUUGUACGUUGAUUCAAGUCAAAAUAUGUACACCGCUGACACGAAUAAUCAUCGAAUACAAUAUUAUUCGUAUGGCGCUCCUAACGGGACCACCAUCUUGAUGCGAUGGGGACCAAGUGCGACGACCGGUGUACUUGUUGCAGGGGCUAAUGGCCAAGGUGCGGGAGCAAAUCAAAUAGAUUGGGGAGCCGGGCUUUAUAUUGAUGCAAGUUCAACCAUUUAUAUCACCGAUUUACAAAGCAAUAGAGUGGCACAAUGGUUGUUAGGUGCAACAAGUGGCACGACGGUUGCGGGAAGCAGUAGUGGUGUAUCGGGUACAUCAUCAACAUUGAUGCACGCCGUGUGCUCUGUUGUCUUAGAUGCUUACGAUAACAAAUAUGCUGUUGAUAAUAAUAACCAUCGAAUACAAAUGUUUUGUGCAAAUGGCACAAGUGGAACAAUAGUAGCUGGAACAACAAGUGGAGCAUCGCCUACUCAGCUUCAAUAUCCUUGUGGGAUUGCAUUUGAUCUAUCUAUGAAUAUGUACAUUGCUGACACUUCCGGUCAUCGAAUCCAAAAAUUUUUAAAACUCUAA
Didymodactylos carnosus is the source of this 969-nucleotide messenger RNA. NCBI's taxonomy places the organism in Eukaryota, Metazoa, Rotifera, Eurotatoria, Philodinida, Philodinidae. The record is from the annotation of a GenBank genome assembly.